AUGACGCUGUACUCUAUCUACAUUUUUAACCGCUACGGAGACAAUAUCUUCUACAUGCAAUGGAACCGUACGAGUGCGGUACAGGAAGGAGAGGCAAGCCUUGUCGCGGGGUUCAUUUACACACUGCAGCACCUGUCCUUACAACUCUCCUCUACAGGCACAUCUGGGCUGAGGGCAGUGCAAACGCCAUUUUAUAAGCUUCAUUACGCCGAAACGAUGACUGGAUAUCGGGUUGCGCUCCUUACUUGCAGAAAUGUGAGCACGGCGCUGGUGCAAGGCAUAUUUAUUGAGAUGUUUCGUGAUGUUUUUCAUAAAACUUUGACGAGGGAUCUAAAUUAUCGCCACAAACCUGGGUGCAUGAUCACCAACCCGGAUUUUGCGGAGGGGCUAGAAGCUCUUUUUCGCUCGAAGCAGUUGCUUGAAUAA
Messenger RNA from Trypanosoma cruzi, 426 nucleotides. RefSeq lists its product as uncharacterized. Gene Ontology annotation, cellular component: TRAPP complex. Lineage: Eukaryota; Euglenozoa; Kinetoplastea; Trypanosomatida; Trypanosomatidae. The coding region runs from base 1 to 426 and encodes 141 amino acids. Gene Ontology annotation, biological process: endoplasmic reticulum to Golgi vesicle-mediated transport. The transcript has a single exon. The record is from RefSeq and is a predicted model, not a curated record.